Molecule: messenger RNA, 645 nt
Organism: Cooperia oncophora
Lineage: Eukaryota; Metazoa; Nematoda; Chromadorea; Rhabditida; Trichostrongylidae
Source: the annotation of a GenBank genome assembly
AUGGAAAAAAGUUAUCCCGGUGGUCCAGUUCCUCUACCGUUCGUCGGCAACCUUCUCGCCCUGUAUUUCUACGAACCCGGCUAUGAAGCCUUCCGCCUAUGGAAAGAAAAAUAUGGCCGAUGUUUUACUUUUUGGAUGGCCGAUCGACCUGCUAUAGUGAUAGCAGACUAUGAACUGAUGAAGGAACCUUGGUCAAAGAUGGUGCUGCCUAUACAGGGCGUCAGGAUGUACCACUUUCGAAGAUGGUGCGAGGUGGAGAUUAUGGAGUGGUUGCAACAACUGGUGAGUUAUGGCAACAGCAACGUCGGUUUGCCUUACAUGUGUUCAGGGAUUUUGGCAUGGGAAAGGAUGUCAUGCAGGAGCGGAUUCUUAGGCCAACGCAUACAGCACGACCACACGUUCUACACUGUCACCACCACGACGCUCAAUGACGAUAACCUGUCAUCGGUACUCAAAAUGAAGUCCAGCACUCGCAGCGACAAUCUUACAUGCGUUGCAGUGAAUCCAGCUGGCCAAGUCGCUCGAUCGGUCAGCGUCCAGAUACGUGGGCCAGGCAGCCCGCCGUCCACUGUCACAGUGCAAAGUGAACGAGGUGGCUAUACCGUAUCUUGGCUACCACCAUCACAUCCAAAUGGAAACAUCACA